AUGAACGAGUAUGGGCCAGCGCGCAGGGCGCCGCCCGAUUUCAAUGAGUGCCAAUACUGUCAUAAAUGCUUCGCCAGUGGAGCAGCCCGGAGAUCCCAUGAGGAGACUUCCAACUUCUGCAUCGCCCAGCAGGUUAUGGCAAAGAUGCUUCGCGAGAUCCAGACAAAUGACGGCGGCCAACAUGAGGCCAAGAAGCAAAAGCAGGAGCCCGUUGCCGACGAAUGGGAAGACCUCGGCGGCGAUAAUCGGGACGCCGAGGAAGAAGACGGCGGCGAUACGUGGGACCCGGAAGAAGAGGCGCCUCAACCUUUUGAAGCGCAAGUAGACGCAAUGGUUGAGGCAGCGUUUGAAGAGGAAGGAGAGGGGGGAGCGGCGGAGAGCGAUACAGGGGGCCUCAACGAGGGAGGGCCCAGUAAAACGGAGCGCGAAUUCGACAGUGUGGAAGAGUUGGUCCUUGCUUUCCAGACAGCCGGCCGCAGGCAGAGGCCGCUCACCCCUGCGGGAAUGAACCGGAUACUUUGCGUCCUAAACCAUGACAACUACGACCCGAGUGAGGUGGCCAAGGAGCUGAAAGACGCUGGGAGGGUUACCAAGAUGUUGGCCGAGAUGACAAUUGCAACGAAGGUGAACAUGGUGGAUCUAGCUGAGGCCGGAGACCCAGGCCCUCUCUGGUGUGCAUACAUUGAAGGUACAGAUGCUUUCAAGCACAUGUUCAGCGAACCGGACGCUGCCGACGGUUUCUUCCUCCGCCCCAAACCUCUGGUGGAUAAAACUCGACGGAAUGCUGAGGGAGGACAUGUGCGCAUCUACGGCGAGGUCAAGAGAGGGACGUGGUGGGAGAAGGCAAACCAGCUGGUUGUUGACCGCGAGGAGGAGAAGGAGCAGCCGGAAGGGAUGGAAAAACCCGCGGUGUACGCGUGUCCAUACAUCCUGCACUAUGACAAGACCCACCUUGACGCUGUGGGAAACUAUAUCAUGGCGCCUCUGUAUAUGUCUCUUGGCAACUACUCCCGGAAGUUCAUCGGAAAGGCACGGAAAGGCUAUGUUCUUGUGGCUCUCCUCCCCAUUCCGAAGCCGGAAGCCUUUGCCGUGGGCUGGACGAAGGAUUCCCCUGAAUUCAAGUACAAGGCACGCUACUACGUGAACAAGGGUCUGGCAACCUUCAACAACUCCCUCAGGAUAGCUGGUCACACCGGCCUGAUGUGCAAGGAUCCAAGCGGGGAAGUUAGGAAGGUUUACCCCCUGCUUUUCAUUUUCGCGAUGGACCUUGGGGAGCAAUAUACUGUCGCUGGGGUGAUGGCGAAGCAUUGUGCGGCCUGGCAGGUGCCAUUGGCAAAGUAUGCAGACCUGCGGGCGGCAAGGAACCUAGGGUAUCCAACACGGACCGUCGCGGGCAAGCAGACGCACAGACGGGAAAUGCGGCAAAUGUCCGCAGGGGAUGCUCAAAAGGAGUCGACAAGGACCGGUGUCUAUCCCAGGCUCAAG
Klebsormidium nitens is the source of this 1485-nucleotide messenger RNA. Lineage: Eukaryota; Viridiplantae; Streptophyta; Klebsormidiophyceae; Klebsormidiales; Klebsormidiaceae. The record is from the annotation of a GenBank genome assembly.